Molecule: messenger RNA, 3500 nt
Organism: Trachemys scripta elegans
Lineage: Eukaryota; Metazoa; Chordata; Testudines; Emydidae
Gene: SACK1G
Product: family with sequence similarity 83 member G
Exons: 5
Coding region: 712-3390 (892 amino acids)
Biological process (GO): BMP signaling pathway
Cellular component (GO): nucleus; cytosol
Source: RefSeq, a predicted model, not a curated record
UAUCUCCACACUGCCUACCGGCAAGAGCCCUACAAGAAUCCAUCUUCCAGCCCCAGGAGCCCUGGAGAAACUGAUCAGGCAGCAACAGGCAGGAUUUUGUUGCAGGCAAACAAAACAGCUAAUCCCAUUCGGAGAACUUCAGAUCAAGAGAGAGAGAAAUAAAGAGAGGAAGGAUCGGACUGAGAAACCCCCAUGGCUGCUGCCUAUCCGAUUUUCUGGAUUUUUUUAAACUGUUAUUUUCCUUAGUAUUUUAUUUUAUAUUAUCAUUGUGCGAAAGGGCAGGCGGAGAGAGGGAAGUGGAUCUGGUGGUAGAAGAUUCAAAGGGAUUGUGCCACUAUCAAAGCACCUGUGCGUGCGAGCGAGUCGCCGGUCACCUGGCUUACAGCAUUGGAGACCUGGGAGUCAGAGGAAGAAUCCGUUUUUCUCUGGUUUUGUCUUGCACGGAGGUCGCCUGGGCUGGGCAGAGCUGAUGAGUAAAUGAGAAACCAAGUCAGCGUCUCUCCUGAGCGGAAAUAGCCAAAGAGGCAGGAGACUUGAGGCAGAGCGUGGGAGCGCUUUGUGGAGAAGCCAGGCCAGCCGGAGGAGGGAGACGGGGGAACCACUGCUGUGUCUAACGCAAGGAGGGGAAAAAAAGCUAAGUUAUUUAAAAACUGGGAACUAAUUAACUCCUUAUUUAUUGUCAGGGACUAGCGUUCACUGUUUGCCGGGGCUAUGGCUCUCUCCCAGGUGCAGUGUCUGGAUGACAGUCAUGUCAACUGGAGAUCCAGCGAGUCCAAGCCGGAGUUCUUCUAUAGUGAGGAGCAGAGACUGGCUUUGGAAGCCCUGGUCUCGAAGGGGCCGGAGGCCUUCUACGAGGUCCUCAAGAAAGAGAAAAUCCGGGACUUCCUCUCCGAGCUGGAGCUUAAAAAGAUCAUGGAGUCGCUGGAAACGUACGACCCGGGUUCGGAGUAUAUCCCACGCCAUGGGGGCGGGGACAGCGACGGGGACUGCACCAGCCAAGGGGGCGAGGGCGAGUUGGCACCCUCCUUGGAGUACUGGCCCCAGAGAUCCGACCGCUCCAUCCCGCAGCUGGACCUGGGCUGGCCCGAGACCGCCGCCUACAGGGGGGUCACCAGGGCCGUGGUGUACAUGCAGCCGCCCAUCGACGGGCAAACGCACAUCAAGGAGGUGGUCAGGAAGAUGAUUGUCCAGGCUCAGAAGGUCGUGGCUGUGGUCAUGGACAUGUUCACGGACGUUGACAUCUUCAAGGACCUCCUGGAAGCAGGCUUCAAGCGGAAAGUUGGCGUCUACAUCAUUGUAGAUGAGACCAAUGUGAAAUACUUCCUUCAGAUGUGCGAGCGAGCACAGAUGCACACCGGGCACCUGAAGAAUCUCCGCGUUCGCACCACGGGGGGAACGGAAUUUUUCACCCGUUCGGCCACGAGGUUCAAAGGUGCCUUGGCCCAGAAGUUCAUGUUCGUGGACGGUGACCGGGCUAUGUGCGGGUCCUACAGCUUCACCUGGUCGGCAGCCAGGACCGACAGGAACCUCAUCUCGGUCCUCUCUGGCCAGGUGGUGGAAGCGUUCGACAAGCAGUUCCAGGAGCUGUAUCUCAUGUCCCGGGGGCUCAGCCUGAAGUCCAUUCCCAUGGACGAGGAGCCGGAACCCGAGCCGUUCACUCUGCCCUCCGUCACGCCCGUCGCCCCGGCCAACGCAGUGGUGAAGAGGCUGAUUAACCCAAAAUAUGCCCUGGUGAAGGCCAAGAGCGCAGAACUGAUCAGCAAGAUGUCGUCCGACAGGCAGGCGGGCGCCAGCAGAAACAAGAUGAUGGACAGCAAAGACAAGGCCCUUCCCGAGGGCCAAGGUGCCGAGCGGCAAAACGACAUGGCCGACCUAGCCCCACCCAUCCACCCCGGCCUCCUCAACAUGGAGAAGGCCAACAUGUUCGACUACCUGCCCACUUGGGUGGAGCCAGACCCAGACCCAAGCGAAAUCUUGGGGUACAUCAACAUCAUCGACCCCACAAUAAAGAAUGUGAAGCUGUCCCAAAUGAACCGCAUCAAGGUCUGUGACAUCUCCCAGGCCAAUGCCCAGCACAGGCAGAUGCUAAAAAACAAGGAGUCGGAAGCCAAGAAAAGCCAAGAGCCUUCUCCAGCCAGCCGGGAGCAAAGAGAGGCCCCUCCGACCCCAAUCAAGGAACCUCCCAAGCCAGUAGAAAGCCCCAAAGCAAGGAGUCCUGGGGAGGACAAGAAAGGAGCUUUGGCUAUCCUGGCUGUGAGCCAGCACCUGAAGCAGCCCACGGCCGCAGAGACGCACAAAAUGGAUGUCAAGCCCCCAGUGCCAAGGCCGAGGACGGUUGACGUCGUGGACUUUAUCUCCAAAAACAGCGCGCUCUGCAGAGACACGGCUGCCCUGCUCGGAGACGCCAAGAAGCAGCUGCACCAGGUGGCAGAGCAAGCGAAUGCAGAUCACGGGCCGGGUGAAAACCGCACACAAGCUCAAGCCGCGGCCAGCGAUCACCGGCUGAGGAGGCAGGCGGCCGUAUCCCCGGAAGCUCAGGGCACGGCAGCCGUGUGUCCCGUGAACGGGCUGGAAGGGGAGGAAGAUGAAGAGGACUAUUUGACGCUCAGCGAUCAGGAGAGCUAUUCUAGCAGUUCUGCCACCCACAGCUACCACCACUCCAACGCCUCCUCCACCUCGGACGAACUCUUUGAGGUGAGAGGUCGCUUUGGGCCGCUCCGGAGAACCAACUCCGAUCACAUCCCCAACGGGGGGAACCUGCACUUGCAAAGGAAAAUGAGCGACCCCCACGUCAGCCGGGGCACCUACGUCAGCCCCCUGGGGAGCCUGCAGUCGCCGCCAAACUUGCGCUUGGAGGACGGGGUCCAGAGGCGGGACGAUGUUACCGAGGUGAUUAGGUGUGUGCUGGAAAAGGGCAAUAGCCCGCGCGCUGUCCUGGAUGGAAAGGGAGCGGUCGCCAGCAAGGCCGGGCAGGGUCAGCCUUUCCACCACUACGUAUCCAGGAACUCAGCAUGCCCAGGACAAGGCAAAGGGGGCAUCCAUGCCCCGAGACACGAGAAAAACCCAGGGCUCAGCAAAUACAAGGCGGACGGAACCAGUGCUAAAAAACCCAUCGUAGCCACCAGCUCCCCACCAUACUGGCAAAGCAAAGGUUUCAGUUCCAUCAGGAACAUGCAGCCCGGCCAAGGCCUCCACAGAGCAACCGGCAAGCCCUUGUCCUCCCUCCCAGAAAGCCAGAGGACAGCGGACGAAGUGAGGACGCCACUCGGCAUCCCGCUCACCAAACUCUCACAGUCCAAGCACCUCAAGACCAGGGCAGGCGGGGGCCAGCAGGUUUCCACCGACUCCAAACGGAGGCUUCCUGGGGCCACCAGCCGCAAGGACCAGUAGGCACCGAAGCAGGUGGACUGCAAGUAUUCAGAGGCCAUAGAGCGGGGAGAUGCAAUUCCAUGAGGGAGGGGGAAUAUGUUUACAUUUACCUGGUCGGUGCACCAGUACCA